This is a messenger RNA of Fusarium poae, 1728 nucleotides long. RefSeq lists its product as uncharacterized. The coding region runs from base 1 to 1728 and encodes 575 amino acids. Gene Ontology annotation, molecular function: flavin adenine dinucleotide binding; oxidoreductase activity, acting on CH-OH group of donors. The record is from RefSeq and is a predicted model, not a curated record. Lineage: Eukaryota; Fungi; Ascomycota; Sordariomycetes; Hypocreales; Nectriaceae. The transcript is spliced from 5 exons.
AUGGCUGUCCCGGAAACAACAUAUGACUUUAUCGUCUGCGGUGGCGGUACAUCCGGAUGUGUUAUUGCUGCACGUCUUGCUGAAGAUCCCAAUGUCAAAGUCCUCGUCAUCGAGGCCGGCCAACACAAUGAACAUCUUGAGAACGUCCACAUGGUUGGAGGAUGGUCUCAGAACUUUGACAAGGAGACUGAUUGGAAUGUCGUCUCUACACAAGGCUCUGGUGUCAACAACCGUCAAGUGAAGCUCAGUCGAGGCAAGUUCCUUGGCGGCUCUUCAGGAUGCAAUGGUACCUUGAUGGUCAAGGGAAUGAAACAAGAUUAUGAUGACUGGAACCUCCCUGGCUGGAGCGGCGAUGACAUGUUCAAGUAUAUGCUCAAGGCUGAGCACUUUCACACAAAAGACUGGUUCAAGGAGACCAAGGGAUCUCACGGUUAUGAAGGCCAUGUUCACACCGAACCUCAUGACUUGGCUCCCAUCUCCAACAUGAUCGCAGAUUCCAUGGUAUCAAAGGGUCUUCCCCUGGAUCACGACAUGUUUGCCACUGGCGAAAACCCCCACGGAUGCGGUCACUCAGUCAGAACAGUCCACCAAGGUCUCCGUACUACAAGUGCAGACUUUAUCACCAAGCAAAAGCCCAGAGACAACCUCCACCUCAUGGUCGAGACUCAUGUUGAAAAGGUGCUUAUUGAGAAGGAUGCCCAGGGUGAGCUCAAGGCUACCGGUGUCCGAGCUGCCAAGCCUGAUGGUACUUUCGUUGAGUUCAAGGCUUCCAAGGAAGUUAUCGUCAGUGGAGGAGCUUACUGCUCGCCCAACAUCCUUAACCGAUCAGGCAUUGGUGCCAAGGAUGAGCUCGAGAAGCACGGUAUUACUACCCUUGUUGACCUCCCAGGUGUCGGAAAGAACCUCCAGGAUCAUCUGAUCGUCUUUAUGUUCUACGAGACGGAAAAGGAGGGCCUCACAACUGACUCCCUACUUUACCACGGUGACGCUCUGUCAAAGGCCCUCACCCAAUGGAAGGAGGAGAAGAAGGGUCCCAUGACUGUGUUCCCAUUUGGUAUCUUCGCUUACGCCCGAAUCGACGAGCGUCUCAAGGACUCUGAGAUCUGGAACUCUGCUCCCCGAAAGGAAGGCCGUGAUCCUAUGGGCCUGACUCCCAAGCAGCCCCAGAUCGAGUUCUUCACUACUGAAUGCUACGGUGGCCCUAAACAGUACGACCAAUUCCCUAUCAACGGAAAGCAUGCAUUCAGCAUGAUUGCUGAGCUCUUUGCUCCCAAGUCUCGCGGUACCGUGACCCUCCGCAACACCGAAGCGACAGCUAUCCCCGUGGUGGACUGCAACUACCUCUCAGACCCUCUGGAUCUCGAAGUCCUCGCCGAGGCGUGCGCAUUCGGUAAUGAGAUCAUCGUCGAGGGUGCUGGUACAAAGGACAUUGUCAAGGGCUCGUGGCCUGCUGACCUGGUGCACCACAAGCACAAGACGCGCGAGGACUGGAAGGAGUACGUCAAGGACAACGCCACUACGUGCUACCACGCCAGCGGAACUUGCGCUGCUGGAAAGAAGGGCGACCCCAAGGCUGUCGUUGACGAGAAGCUUCAAGUUCACGGUGUUAAGGGGUUGAGAGUUGCUGAUUGCUCCAUCAUGCCUACUAUCAACAACGGACACACCCAGAUGCCUGCUUAUGGAAUUGGUGAGAAGGCAGCCGAUAUGAUUAAGGAGGCGUGGGCUUAG